UGAACCACCUAAGCCAAAUAUCUUAACAAAGAAUACACCAUCUUUGGUUCAUCGGUUUCACAAAAAACCGGCUAGCGAUUUUGUGUAUAUUUGCGUCAUCGGUUUUUCCCGUAUAUAUAAUAUAUGGGAAAUGCAUAAUAUAUUUAAAACUUUUUUUUGUAGAAUCGAAACCUUGUUUAUUAGAAGGUAUCUAUCUGAAUUUUGCCUAUACAUGAAACUAUUGAUUUGUCUUGAGAUUUGUAUGCACAUUUAUUUAUUUGAUUUGUAUGCAUUUCAUCUAUGUCCUAAAUCCAAAAAACAAAUUAAUGAAUGGCUUACAAAGAAGCCUACCACCAUUCCAAAAGCAAGGGAGGGAGAGAGUAGUGGGAAGAGGUGCAGAUUGCUUAGCAACUUGGACGCCAAGUGCUGAACCGGAUAUGAGCGUUAGGUCAUCUUGAACCUACAGUUUAUGAAAUAACAUCAACUUUUGAUAUAUAAUGGAGAGGAUACGUCUUGAUAAAACUUUGUCAAAGGCAGUGGACGACUAUCUGGAAUACAGGAGAACUGUGGGUGAAGAUGAUGGAGGAAGGCUAUUUUCCCCAGAGGAAUAUGAGGACUAUAAGAGAGCAGUGUUUCCACAGAGACUACAGAACAGGCUGUAUGUUAGCUUUGGAGUGCCAGGGGGAAUAGACUGUAAACUCAUCGGUCCAGAGACACCUUGUUUCUGCACGCACAGGUUCAAGCAACAUCAGACAGACUUCGACGUGGUUCCCCCAGAGCGUCCAAUAGUGCUACCUUGCCAGGUUCAAGGGUGUCGGUGUUCAGCUUACCGGUUCCUUCACUUGAAUGGAUCUCAGCCUGUACGCUGCAGGUGCAAACACUUUGCCCACGACCACAGCGAGACCGCAGAACACGUGUGUAGGAAAUGUACUUCCUGCUCUGGGUUCUGGAGCCCCUACACCUGUGGUUGUGGCCAGCCUAGCUCCGACCAUCAGACGCUGGUGGAGACAAGGACAGAGCGGGAGGCCCGGGGUCGGCCCGUGGGAAAGGAUGUUCCGUAUGCAGCCAUGGGUGGUCUGACGGGGUUCAGCUCUCUGGCAGAUGGGUACCUAAGACUGGAUGACAGUGGGGCAGGAGCCUCACCUCUUUGUGUCCCGUUGUCUCACCGAGGCGAAGCAUUCCAGGAGCAUGUGUUUGAGAAAGCCUAUGGAGCAGCACCAGCUUCAGGAUUUACAGAGGGAAGCUCAGUGAUGUCUGUGACCAGGGCUGUGUCGGACCUCCGGACCAGAGAGGAGGAAGACAUGGCAUACUUUGAGAGACGCUACCAGGAGAGGGUAAAGGCUGAAAAUAUGGCUGUCAAACAGACGUCAUCAUUUUCCAGAGGAUGGCAAUCUACCAAACCAGUCUGCAGAACAUCAACCAAACCAACCACCUCCCUAUCCAGGAGGCAUCAUACCAAACAGCCCUCCAAAUUGGAGAAGAGGACUGAUAGUUAAUACCAAACAUGCUUUGUUUGAGGCAUUAUUGCAUUAAAGAUCAUAAUAGAACUUCACUGUGUAAGUGAUAAUCAAAAACCAUUAUGAUCAGUCUCUUCUCGGUUGAUAAACAUUACAGUUUUUGACUACACUAUUUUUUACAGCUUCAAGUAUAUAUUCAAAGUCCUCUUGAAUCUUUAACAACCCCAUUUUCUAUUCUGACCUCAGUCUCUUUGUUGACUUCGUGUGUUGGUAAUUUCACUUCAUAAAACAUUGGCUCUACUUUCAUUUUAUGAUUAAAUAGAUGGAUAUGAGGAAUACAUUCAUUUUAUUGAUCAGGAUGCCCUUACUGUAAUCUACUGCAGAUAAAAACAUGGAAAGCAGAGUGGCCUAUCAGUGAUGUACUGGUUAUUUACAGUAACUCAAAUAAUGUCAAGAACUUAGAACUUACACUGUUCCAUACAAAAUGUAUCACUAACUGUAAGUCUGUAGAUAAGAGUAUUUGCUAAAUAACUCAAAUGUGAAUAUCAAAUAUCUUAAGUACCUUCCCAGCUAUGCUCCUUCUGUUAACAAAAUGCAAUUGGCUUAUUCAUGAACAUAAUGUGGAGUUGUCUACAGGUUUACUGCUCUUUAGGAAAACAUGAGUGUCUUUGUUUUGAAUACUUGUUCUUGGUGUUUUUUUCCAAUGUCAUUACAACAGCUAACUGAGGCUAACAAUGCUUAAUUUAGAGGUCUCUUCACACUUACAUGGCUUUAUGGAUCUAAACUUUUUUGUUGAUAUUGUACUUUUGGAAUGUACCAUCUCUUAUUCUCGCAGCAUGAAUAAAUGAGCGUUUACAAUGUGGUCUUACACAGUAGAAAGAGUAAAGUCUUUAGGGAAUUCAACAAGCUACAUAGAUUUUAUUUAAUCCAACAUUCAGAUGGAAGGGUUAAAUGGCAUGGGUGGAUGACUUUUUGGGUUUAUGCUCAUUCCCUUCUUAUUCUUUUGGCAAAAUUAAUUAGCAUAGCAUUUAUGAUUGCAUUUUAGGAUGUAGCCUGAUGGUAAUGUAUUGACCAUUG
Esox lucius (northern pike) is the source of this 2513-nucleotide messenger RNA. It is a transcript of the gene fam221a, whose product is annotated as family with sequence similarity 221 member A. The transcript is spliced from 7 exons. The record is from RefSeq and is a predicted model, not a curated record. Lineage: Eukaryota; Metazoa; Chordata; Actinopteri; Esociformes; Esocidae. Bases 477 to 1475 code for a protein of 332 amino acids.